Messenger RNA from Chlamydomonas reinhardtii, 3799 nucleotides. RefSeq lists its product as uncharacterized. The record is from RefSeq and is a predicted model, not a curated record. The coding region runs from base 147 to 2513 and encodes 788 amino acids. The transcript has 7 exons. NCBI's taxonomy places the organism in Eukaryota, Viridiplantae, Chlorophyta, Chlorophyceae, Chlamydomonadales, Chlamydomonadaceae.
UCCGCAUAGACCUAUUCACUGUCCGGUAUCCCCAAAAGAUCGGACUGCGGUUGUAGUGAGGAGGGGUUGCAAUUUUCUGCGAGGCGCCCUGCUAAAUUUCCUAUCACAAGCUAACGCUGCGGCGCCGGCCGUGCAAACUCUUGACAAUGGCAUCCACAAUACUACUAACAGACGUCAAGGUGCUUGCGGACGAGUUGGUUUGUUGCCGGCAUGCGACAGCGCCGAGACUUGAGGCGCUUUCUCUCCUGGACCAAGCUGAGACCGCAAAUGGGAGCCGUGGAUUCCAGCUGCUCCUCAAAUCAUCAGUAGCAGCGCCGGUGCUGAAGACCGCGCUGGCGGAGACGCUGAGCAAUUGCCCCUCUUUCGCGGGCCGGCUCGUGCAAGGAAAGUCCGGCACCUUUGACGUGUCCUGCUGCAACAGCGGCGCCCGGCUGGUGAUCGCCGCCACCUCCGCCAGCUUGCGGCAGGCGGAGGCAGCGGUGGGCCACGCACCAGUCCAAGCCGAGCCCCUGAACCCCUGGGCCGCAUUCGCGCUUCCCACAUCUCCUGACCACAUCUGCCGCAACCAGGCCUUUGCCGCGCACCUGUCCGCCACCUACAGCACCGCCACCCACAUCCGGGAGAUUCAGGCGCCCGGGGCGGCGUCUGUAACUGCUGCGGCAGCGGCAAGGAUGGUGGAGGUGGCGGCGUCUGGCGCCGACGGCGCCGGUGGCAGCAGCCGCAGCAGCAGCAGCGCGACCAAGCACGACAGCCACUGCGGCAGCGACGCGGUGAGCCGCACCGGCAGUCACUGCUCCAUGGACAGCGCUCGCAGCGUGUGCAGCAGCAUCGGCAUCGCACCGUUUGCGCACGCUUCCGGCAUGGCGGCUUCAUCAGCGGCGGCCGGUCUGGCGGCGCCCUGUGCCUUGUGCGGCGGCGGCCCUGCUGCCGCCGGGGUCGCCGGGGCCGCCGCCGCCGCUGCUGCCACCACAACCAGCGCCCCCAUCAGCAUCAGCGCCAGAGUCAGCAGCAGCAGCCAGCUCCGCACCCUCUCCAGCCACCCCUUCACUUUCGAGGAGAUCACUUGGGAGGAGGAGGAGCAGGAGGAGGAGGACGGGGGGGCCGUAGCUGGGGAUAGCGACACGGCCGCCACAGCAGCAACCGCGGCCUCGGGCAGCCCCCCGCCGCCGCGGCGCAGUGCCUCCGCCGCCGCGCGGAAGGCCACCGCCGCUGCCGCCAGCUCAGUCGUGAGUGCUUGCUGCGCCGCCUGCCGCAGCACCUACACCGCUGCCACCGCCGCAGCCGCAGCCGCCAGUCCCAUUCGGCUGGCGACGGCGCUCGCUGCCGCUGCGGAGCAGCUGCCGUCGCCUUUCGCCGCGCAGCGUGCCUCUGCCGCCGCAGCUGCAGCUGCUACAGCCGUAGCUAAGCAGCCGGCGCGUGCAGCGUUCCGUGCGGAUGCGGUGGAGGCGUUGGCGGUCGAGGGGCCGCUGCCCCAGGGCGUGCCGGAGCGGCCGGACCGGCUGCUGCUGGCGGCGGCUGCGGCGCCCCUGGUGGCGGGCGGCAGGUGGGCGACGUGGGCGCUGCUGGCGGCCAGGUCACUCAUCUACACGGACAUCCUGGGUCAGGGCUGCGAGGUGCGGCUGCUGCACCUCCCCACCGCCCGCCUGGCCGAGCUCAAGUCCCAGGCGACUGCGGAGCUGGCGCAGGAGAAGGAGUGGGAGGAGUCCCACGCAGCAGCUCACGCGGCGGCAGCGGCGGGCGGCAACGACAACGCCGCCUGCUGUGGAUGCGCGUGGCAUGGCCCGGCGCUGCGUGACGUCCAAUGGGUAUCCAGCAAUGACGUGUUGUGUGCACGCCUGAUGCAGCUGCUGCACUCCACGCCGCUGCGCCAGAUGUGGCCGAGCAUGACGCUACUGCGCCCAGCCGACCUGCGCCGCCGCCGCCUGGGCGGCCUGAGCGGCCAGCAGAGCCUGAGCGGCCUGCUACCGGCAGAGACGGCUGCGGCUUCCGCGUCCGCGGCUGCUGCUGCUGACCCGCUGGUGCUGGGCAACGCCAGCUACGCAGCCCGGAUGCAGGCGGCGGCGCCGAGUCGGCAGAGCCUGGGCCGGCUGGCGGGGCAGUUGCGGCAGUCCCUGGGGUAUGUGGUCCCGCAGCUCAGCCGCAGCCUGGCGCAGGCGCGCGCCGCGUUGCAGCAGGUGCAGGCGCAGGCAGGGGCUGCGCUGCUGCUGCUGCCGGGGUCCGCGGCAGCCUCCCACCCGCAGGAGUGCGGGCAGUCACCGGCGGGGCCGCUGACGGUGGCGGCGCUGGACGUGCGGCCUGACCUGCUGACGUUCGGCCCGGAGCGCCCCGUGGCGGUGCUGCCCCUGGAUGGCACGGUGGCGCCAAACACAGUGCUCGCUUACCCCGCCAUCGCAUCAACAGCAGCCCCCGGCGCCGCCGCGGGCAGUAGCACCUGCCUGGCAGCUGCGCUACACCGCGUGACGUGGCGCCAGCUGGAUGCCAUGUACGGCAAGGACCUGGCAGCCGCGUUCUAGCUGGAGCCUUGGCUGGAGCAUAAUCAUAAGUGCCGUAUUGGAAGGAGUGAUCUGCUGCGUGCUUUAAGUAGGAGUAAAGUUUGUGCAGCGUGCCCUCAGGUCUUGGAACAGUAGACACGUGAGACAAGUGGAUUUACAGGAUUGAGAUUGUCUGAUUGAGCCUUGGGGAGUUGUUGGGCUAAAGCUCUGUCAUCAUAUUGCCAUAGGUUUGGGUCCCGCGUACGGUAUCAUUUAGUUUGGCACGCGUUUUGCCCGUGCAGGAUGAGCAGCAGGUGCACGCACACAGGUUGAUGCCUGUGCGGACUUGCUUGUAGGCGUCAAGGAGCAGACAAUACGGUAUUGGCUCUGCUAACGAAGGAGUUACUGCGAAGCGUGGGUAGGCGCUCCGCCCCUCAGGGCGUGGAGUGGCAAGAGCGUGAAUGCACUAUGGUGGCCAGAAAAUGUUGACUUCUCCGGAGCGAAGUAUGAGCGUCGGAGAAGGCAGGUUCUCACGACGAUUAAGUGGUAUGGCACGGAGGCUAAGUAGCGCAGCUGCUGCUGGUAGCAGCAUCUGCCGUCUGUCUCUUUCUAUCUUACAGUACUGUUCUGCCGUGUUUUUGCUUUUAUGGCUGAAGUGCCUAUUUCCCGCCCACCCACCCUUGAUCUGCCGGUGGGAGGCAACUGAGAGACGCCUAACGGCCACUAGGUCAAAGUGAACUUGGGGUUUUCGGGUUUUCAGCACCGACUGUGGGGCUUGCUGUUUGCUUUGUUGCUUGUAACGUUGAGGAGUGAGAAGCGGGCUGCAGUAGGCAGGGUGUGGUUGUGGAGAGUGGACGGACUGAGGAUGAGGCCUGCGUGAUUGCACGAUGAAUAAGCUAUAAGUUAAUCCAGUACAAUAGCAAAGCAACAGCUCUGUACGGUAUCGCAGCAGGUGGAUGCGGUCGUCACAGGCGGCGACCUGGCGGCGGCGCUGUGAUGGUGAGAGUUUGAGCGCUCGGGUGUCGGGCGGAGCUAUUGUGCGGCAUAAGGUGCGGGGCGGACCUGAUAGGCAUGCCUUGUUGGGUGUGCUUGAAAAAAAACGCAACACUUUGCGGGGUUGUUGGGAUUGGCACUGCUGCAGAACCGUGCCGAUACACAGCCCGUGCGGUCCGUGUCGGAAACGGCGCGGCGGUCUCCCAUCCGCCCCAUUUGCCUGCCGCAUGUGCUCAUCAAAAUAGACUUCACUAAAUUCAUGAAAGCGGGAAGGGCAAUCGGGAUCAGAAUCGGGAUUGCAACACCGCGUCAGUUGGAUCGGGCAGAACUUUCCC